GCUCGCAGAAAUGCAAAACUUGUUGCUGGCGGUGUGAAACGCGGCCAUCGCGCGCACAGCCUCAGCGCCACGCAGCAGCAGCAGCAGCAGCAGCAGCAGCAUGUGAAGCGCGAGCCUGAACCGAGGACGGGCGACUGAGAGAAAUCAGCCGGAGCGCGCGCGCGCACGUGUGAGCGCCUCAGUAAUAGAAAUUCACCGCAAGCGGCGCGUUCGCACGGAACAUGAGCAGCAGCGGCGGGAGCGCGUUCCCGAGCAGCUCUGUGUUUGCGGAGUUCGGCUAGAGUGUGUGUGUGUAUGUGUGUGUGUGUGUGUGUGUGUGUGUGUGUGUGUGUGUAUGAGACGGGCUCUUCGGCUUUACUCCGUAACACACACGUGGAGACCGGAGUGUUCGCGGGUUCGUCGCCUGCUGAAACCCACGCCAGGCGCUCUUCUGCCCAUCCUUCAGUCUGAAAGACACCGGCGCCGCACACUCUCCGACUGGAAUGGCUUUCUGUAGCCGAACUCUUCAGAGCAGAGUGUAGGAAGGCUGGGCGUCCUCGCCACGCGCGUCUGAUGAGGAUUUCGAGUCCCAGUAUUUUAAGAGUGCUUGCUCUCCGGACAUUUGACAGCAGAGUGGAAUUAUGUUUUUUGGAGGCGGAAUGAUCCCGCGGAGCGUAUCCUGUAUUUCACUCCGUGCGCGAGUGUCCUCAGUUUUGCAGAUACGUUUGCAGCCUUUGUGAACUUUUUUGCAUAAAGGGAGUACUUUUUAUGUCUCCAUACCCCAGAUCUUUUUGUCCCACAGGUUCGGGAGCGCAUGUAGGCUUUCACCGGGUAUCGCAAAGAAAGCUUUAACUGUCGAGCAUUUUAAAGCGAAUAUUUUUUUUUAUUAUUUUGAGAAAAAAAAACAUGGAGCAGUUUAUGUUUUAAAACUGGGUGAACUUUAUCGGUGAGUUUCACGUUUUCUCACCAACAUGGAUAUUCCUUUACUUUAGCUCUUAGCCACUGACUUUUAAUAUUUUGUUUGUGUAUUACAUUUUUGCUUAUUUUGGUCUAUAAUUUUCGCCCUGUUUAUUGUGUGUGGACUCGGCUGAAGACGUGCAACUAAGGGAGGCGGCAGACGCUGCCGUGCAGCCAGGCAAGCUGGCUGUCAUGCGGGAUUGAUCGCGGGAAGUAUGUUUGGGCUGGAACAGUUAGGUCCCCAGAUUAAUUGCAGAAACGCCGGCCACGCUGAAAAAAACUUAAGCCAGCCAAGAGUAACCAUGAGCUCUCAUUACAAGAGCCCAGGUUUCCACUCCGGAGGACCGCCAGGGACGGUUGAGCCUGGUAUGGGCCCCCUAAACGAGCCUCCUAUGCUUGCGCUCAAUAUGAACAUGAAUGGAGGAGAGCAGUACGGAGGCUUCCACCCUCGGGGCCACUCGGACAUGCAUGCGGGAGGACUUCAGCAGCAGCAACAGCAACAGCAGGCACCCAUGCAUGGUUUUUUUAACAACCAACAACCUCAUAAUCAUCCCCAUGGCCAUCAGGCUCAUCCCCACCAACAUCAUCCACACUUUGGGGGAAACUUUGCAGACCCCGGGCCUGGAUCCUCCUGCUUACACGGGGGUAGGAUAAUGGGCUAUGGGAGCAGUAUGGGGCCUCAGCAGGGAUUCACAGAGGGCUUUGACCCACUCUCUGAUGGCCAGUCGGGGGAUGGAUUCUCUCAGCAGCAGCCACAGCAGCAACAACAGAGGCCAGGCUCAAUGCCUGACUUUCAGCACCACGGACCCUCCAGUGGAAACCACCCAGUCCCUGCCCCUUGCCUGCCCCUCGACCAGUCACCAAACCGGGCUGCCUCCUUCCAUGGCCUUCCUUCCUCUUCCUCAUCAUCAUCAGAAAGUCAUAACCUGGAGUCCAGACGCAUACCCCCACAAGGCAGUGUUGAGGGUUUGGACUACAAUUUCCCCAAUGAGCCACCCUCUGGACAUUUUGACGUAUCUGUGUUUUCACCCUCUGAUCCAGAUUCUCAACUACCCCAUUUUGGGGGAGGGAGACAGGUGCCAGCGGCCAGUUUUCCUGGAAACCCAGGCCUGUCCCGGGCUUCAGGAAUGCAGGGCAUCUCUAAAGGACACCCCCAGGCCCCUCCUCAGCAGCAGCAGCCCCCAACCCAGCACAGUGUGUUCUUUGAUCGAUUCGGGGGUGGGCGCAAAAUACCAGUGGGGAUGGAGCCCGGUGCCAGGCAUCCUCUCAUGCAGCAGCAGCAGACAGGGUUGAUGGGCCGACAAAACUCCUGCCCACCUUCCCACCCACGGCCCCCACAGCCUGAGGCUGGCUCCACCAAUGCCAGCAUGCAGGAGGGCGGCGUCAUGAUGCCUGGCCAGCCUAACCAGUUUGAAUACCCAAUUCACAGACUAGAGAACAGAGGGAUGCAUCCCUAUGGGGACCCCAUGUUCAAUAUGCAACAGCAGCCUCCCCCUCCCCAGCAGCCUCCCAGUCAGAGGCUGCAGCACUUUGACUCUCCUUAUUUGAAUGUGGCCAAAAGGCCUAGGUUUGAUUUCCCUAAUGCCCAUGGAGGGGAGAGCUGUGGCUCUUGGAACAGCGGCAUGCACAACCCACCUGGCAUGGAGAACCACAUUUCUCCCUCAGCGUACCCGGGCCUGCCUGGAGAGUUCACUCCCCCUGUGUCUGAUGGUUUUCCACCAGGCCCACCACUACAACAUCCCGGGCCUGAGCAGCAGUCAUUGCAGCAGAGACAGAAUGCUGCCAUGAUGAUCAAGCAGAUGGCCUCUCGAAGUCAGCAGCAGAGAAUGAGACAGCCCAACUUGCAGCAGCUUGGUCACCACGGAGAUGUCCCUCAGGGUCCUAUGGUUCAUGGAGGCCCUGUGGGGGGCAUGCCUCAGCCUGGCUUUGAGAGAGAUGGUGGCGGGAGGAUGGUGAACUUUGAUGGGCAGAAUCCACACAUGGCUCCUGAUAGUGGCUGGUUUCCUGGGCCACACCCACCUGGGGAGAUGCUUGGGCGCCGCAUGGGUGGCCCAGGUGGUGAAGCAGGCACUCAUGAUAUGCAGCAAAACGGUGCCGCCAUGAUGUUUAGACAAGGUGUAAAUGGCUUAGGCAUGUCAGAUCCAAUGAGAAUACCUGGAGAGGGCCAUGUGCAGCCCUUACACUCACCCAGCAUACACCCUCAAUUUGGUAGCAGCAUGGGGAACCUAGCACAGAUGCAGUCACCUGGGGCAGGUGUAGGGCUACCCAACACGCCAUCAGAAAGGCGUCCAAAUGACUUUUCAGGGCCACCUAUGGGUGCUCAGCCCUCCUUUCCUUUUGGGGGUCCCAGUCGACAGGGGGCACCACACAAUAAUGCCCAGGGGGUGAGCACAUCUCCAGGGAGUUAUACCUCCCAGUCAGAGUUUCCAGCUGGCCAGCGCUCCUCAGUCAGCAAACUGGGGUCUCUCUCCUUGGGGAAUUUUAACAAAACAAGUAGCAAGGACAGUGUUUUCGGACAGAGCUGCCUGGCGGCUCUCUCUACUGCCUGCCAGAACAUGAUCGCCAGCCUGGGGGCCCCUAACCUCAAUGUGACAUUCAACAAGAAGAGCCAGGGAGAGGGAAAACGAAAGCUGAGUCAAACAGAGCAGGAUGUGAAUAACAGCACAGCCAAUGGAACUGGUAGUGCUGGGCCAGAAUUUUUCCCAGGCGGAGUCAACCCCCAAAGCACCCAGAUGCCUGGUGCUGGCAAUAGCAACACUAAGCCGACAGGUACAAACCAGACGGUGCAGGGGGAAGCCAGCGCCCUCUCCCCAAGUUACAACAUGGACGCUACCCCAUGCAGUGAGGGGAAAGCAGCAACAGGGAGUGGGAGAGGGAGAGGGAGGAGGAAGAGGGACAGCGGCCAUGUGAGCCCUGGGAUUUUCUUCCCCUCCGACAAUGGCAACCCUGUUGUGAGUCCUGGCCAGCAGGUCACACCAACAGCUGGCACUGGUGAGAGGGGUGGAGGAACGCCUCAUGAAAAACCCCUCACUUCGCCCUCCUGGGGGAAGGGGGGCGACCUAAUGUUGGGCGAUCAAGCUGACCUGAUGUCAUCCCUGGACAGCGGCAUCCAGAGUGUAUCCAAGUCUGCCGACUGCUCACCUCGUGUUGACUUCCCAGAUGACAUAGGUCCCCACUUCGGCAAUGAGGAUGAGGUUUCAUCCAGUUCUGAUGCGCCGACCUCAGCAAAGGCCGGCCGCAGCCCUCUGUUGGGUGGCUCACCUAAGUUGCAGAGGGUGGACAAUGGCUUGAUGGCUGGGCAGAAGGGGCAAGGCAUCGGCCUUGCCAACCACACUACCUCAACGUCAGAGGGCUACGGAGCAGUAGGCCACCCAGGUACGCCGGGCAUGGAGCAGGUCCGCACGCCCUCCAGCACCUCUGGCCAGGAUGAGAUCCACCCACUGGAGAUAUUGCAGGCACAGAUCCAGCUUCAGCGGCAGCAGUUCAGCAUCUCAGAGGACCAGCCUUUAGCCAUAAAAAAUGGCAAGAAAGGCAGUGACUGCAAUGGACAGAGUGGAGAUGGAGAGCUUGCCAGCUGCAGCCCGGAUGCUGGAAAAGGCUCUGUGGGCACUAUUGACCUGGACACACUCAUGGCAGAGCAGCAUGCCACCUGGUAUGUGCCCAGCGACAAGAGCCUGCUUGAAAAUUCAGAAGAGGAAAAGACACUUACUGCAUGGGAAAAGACUAAGGGACAAGGCCCCAUUAAAGAAGAUGUGGAUCUCUCUCAGAAUAAAAGUGGAGGAGGGGGUGGAGGGGGGACUCCGGGGCCUGGGGGUGCAGGUCCUCACCUGCAGUGUCUGUCCGUCCACUGCACAGACGAACUGGGAGACCCUAAGGGUCGCAGUGGGCCUGUCCCAUCCUGGCGCUCCCUGCACUCAGACAUCUCCAACCGCUUCGGGACCUUCGUAGCAGCGCUGACUUGAAUGUUGGAAAUGCAAGGAUGAAGAUGGGUUGGACUUUGGACCUUUGUGUUCUAGCCUAUGUGCGGAGAAAGGAAGGACGGAUUUGGAUUGUGAUCACAUGCUGAGAUGAACUUGUUAUGCACAUGGACAUACAUAUUCAUGGACACACAUACACACGUGUAUACACACACACACACACACACACACACACACACACACACACACAUUCACACAUUCAGACAUGUACCCUAUUGGUGGACAUGACAGCGUGGCUGAGUUGAGUUCACCACAGGAAAACCUCAGACUUCUUUUCUCCUUGUUUUUUUUUUUUUGGUCAGGAACUUUUAUUUCUGGUUUUCUUUGAAUUUGUAGAAAACAAAUAAAUAUGGAAAUAUACGAACUGUUUGUGUGGGAAGUGGUAAAGGAGGACAGAAGGAGAAAUAAACAAUGUGCCCAGCUGUGUUGGUAUACCAGUAUUAAUUAGCUUAUCUUCAUCCCUUAGUAGUCGUUCCUCUAGCUCUUUCACAGUUGUUAAUCUGAAUAUGAUCUGGGGUUUUUCCCUGGUUUGCCAGAAAAAACAAAAAAACAAAACAUGGUGCGCCUCCCCACCCAAAGGGCAGGUAAUCCCAUUGUCGACAAGAGGCACAAGAGCUUCUUUGAAAUUUGGCCUCUUUGAGCCACUGUAGUCUUGCAGACCCUGGAGACCAGAAGGCUGCCCCGUGGGUUAUUGGGAAAAGAAAAAAAAUGGAAAGAAAUGGGGAAAGUCCAUUGAGGUGGGAAGGAUCACAAUGAUGUUCUAUCAUCUACCAACCACACCCCCCCCACACACACACUCCUGAACACACACAGCCCACCCCAACCCACAAAGACUGUCCAUUUAAGCCCCCUCUUCUUCCUGUUUUUUUCAGGGUUUUCUUCUGUUUCAGUGCUUUCAGUGUUAUUUUAGUAAAUUUCUGUUUUCUUAAUACUUGUCAGUCUAGUUUAUCAUUUCCUUUGAGAUCGUUUUUUUUUUUUUUCAUCCUAAGAGCUUGUUAACAUGCUUCAAUACUGGUGUACUGGACAAAGUGGGAUUAUACAGUAACAUCUUGUGAUGGAAAAUGGUAAGCAAAACAAAUGAACAAAAAAGUAUUGGUAUUGCACAUGUAAAAUAGGAGAAACUUUUGCUGUGUGUUAGGCAAUCUUGUAAUCUUUAAACAAAAUGCUUCAGUUGACUUUGAAUCUCUGAGAAACAGUAGAUGGAGGGCAGCAAAUUUGCAGAGGUCAUUUCUUAGUUUUUGUUGUUUGUUUUCUUUUUUAAAAAUAAUAUGUAAAGUGCAGUUGUCUGUUUUCCUGCAUAUUGUAUAUAUAUGUAUAUGUUUUAUUGAGUAACUAAAUAACAAUAAAUAUGACGUUAAUGGUGAAA
Pygocentrus nattereri (red-bellied piranha) is the source of this 6279-nucleotide messenger RNA. It is a transcript of the gene mn1b, whose product is annotated as meningioma 1b. Bases 1152 to 4898 code for a protein of 1248 amino acids. The record is from RefSeq and is a predicted model, not a curated record. The transcript is spliced from 2 exons. Gene Ontology annotation, biological process: regulation of DNA-templated transcription. Lineage: Eukaryota; Metazoa; Chordata; Actinopteri; Characiformes; Serrasalmidae.